This is a messenger RNA of Microthlaspi erraticum, 2586 nucleotides long. The record is from the annotation of a GenBank genome assembly. Lineage: Eukaryota; Viridiplantae; Streptophyta; Magnoliopsida; Brassicales; Brassicaceae.
AUGGCGAACGACCAAGAGAUGAGUGGAUGGACUGAUCUUCUCCAUUCUUCUUCGAAGCUCUUAGAGCAAGCUGCUCCUUCGUCUCAGUUUCCUCCUCUUCAGAGAAAUUUAGAUCAGCUGGAAGCGUUGUCGAAGAAGCUCAAGGCUAAAACCCUAAGGAACGAAGCUCCUUCUCAGUCUAUUGCCGCCACUAGAUUACUCGCACGGGAGGGAAUCAAUGCAGAGCAACUAGCUCGCGAUCUAAAAUCUUUUGAGCUGAAGACAACAUUUGAGGAUGUGUUCCCUGCUGAGGCUACGAGCGUUGAAGAGUACCUGCAACAGGUUCAUGAAAUGGCUAUGGUAUCAGCUAUACAGGAAGCUCAAAAGGAUAAUGUUCGAAGCUUUAAUGAUUAUAUGAUGAAAGUCCUGGAGGAGGAUUGGAGAAAAGAAAAACGUGACUUCCUUCAGAGCCUUAGCAGAAUAUCAAUGUUACCUAAAACGAAUAUGAUUGAUACAAGCAGAGAGGCUAAUGCUGGUCACCUAGUGCCGGUGGCUUCAAGUCCGCGUGUGUCCUCAACACCAGGCAAAGAACUUGUGGCUCUGGCUAACAUACCCAUUCAUGAGAAAAAAGCAUAUGUCUAUGGAGAGGUUGUGAAGAAACUUAACACUGCAAGAGAACGAGGCUCGCCAUUUAGACCUGCAAUGUGUUUUAAGGAGGCUUAUGAAUCUCUUGGUGCUGAGGUAACUCGUGGAAAAUCAGUCAACAUGCAGAAAAUAUGGGAGCUUGUUCAGACAAUAACAGGUGAAGAUUCAGCAGUUCGACAGGGUGUUUCGAAGAGGAUGUCCCUCGCGAUAGGUGCAAGACGUCAUUUACAACGUGGGCAUGAGAAACAUAUCAUGGACACAAUUCAGAGUCACCCUACACAAGCUUCUCUUGGUGGAUCUGUUGGAAAUUUGCAAAGAAUUCGUGCUUUCCUUCGGAUUCGUUUGAAAGAGUAUGGAACUUUGGAUUUUGAUUCACCUGAUGCACGUAGGCAGCCUCCUGUUGAUACGACUUGGCAACAGAUAUAUUUUUGCUUACGAACUGGGUAUUAUGAGGAGGCUAGGGAAGUUGCUCAGUCAACUCGGUCAUCUCAGCAAUUUGCACCACUGCUUAAUGAGUGGAUCACCACAGAUGGUAUGGUGGCAGCAGAGACUGCAGCUAUUGCAUCUGAAGAAUGUGAAAAAAUGUUAAGAAUGGGUGAUCGGCUUGGCAGAACCGCAUAUGACAAGAAGAAACUCCUACUCUACACCAUCAUCUCUGGUUCCCGCAGGCAAGUUGAGCGCAUACUGAGGGAUCUGUCUACACUCUUCAACACAAUUGAAGAUUUCUUAUGGUUCAAACUAUCAUGCAUAAGAGACGUCUCUGGUGGAUCUUCAUCUGUGGUAUUGAAUGAUGGCCUCGCGCCGUACAGUUUAGAUGAUCUCCAGGCUUAUCUAAACAAAUUCGAGCCUUCAUACUACACUAAGAAUGGAAAAGACCCUUUGGUAUAUCCAUAUGUCUUGCUUCUCAGCAUUCAGUUGCUUCCCGCUAUCAUGCACUUAUCUAAAGAAGGAGGAGACGGAGGCUAUAAUAUUGACGCUGUUCAUAUAGCUAUCUCUCUAGUGGACCAUUCCGUUCUAUCUGAAGGCUCUGGGACUGGCCACAAACUGAGUGUGAUGGAUGCUAAUGCUGAGGCCUCUAGCAUGAUUAGGCAAUACGGGUCAAUGUUUUUGCAUCAUGGGGAUCUCCAAAUGACGGUGGAGUACUAUGCACAAGCUGCUGUUAGUGUAGGUGGUGGGCAAUUAGCUUGGUCCGGAAGAAGUAAUACGGAUCAACAGAGGCAGAGAAACUUAAUGCUGAAGCAGCUACUGACUGAGAUUCUGCUGCGAGAAGGUGGUAUCUACUUGUUGCUUGGAGGAAGAGGUUCUGGUGAAGAAGGUCAGCUUGGAAGGUUUUUCCCUGAUGCUAGAUCGAGACACCAGUUCUUGAUCGAAGCUGCACAUCAAUGUCAAGAAGCUGGAUUAUACGACAAAUCCAUUGAAAUACAGAAGAGAGUGGGUGCAUUUUCGGCUGCCUUGGAGACUAUAAACAAGUGUCUGUCUGAAGCCAUUUGCUCUCUUGCCCGUGGAAGAUUAGACGGUGAAAGCCGAACAUCAGGGCUUAUUCUCGCUGGAAACGAUAUUCUUCAGACUUACAAAUAUUACCCUGAAGUCAGUGUCCAGGAAAGAGAGCGAGUGAUGGAGCAAGAAACCAUACUAAGAGAGCUCGAGGCAAUACUAGCGAUCCACAAGUUGGGUAGACAAGGCAAUCAUCUGGAUGCUUUGAGGGAAAUCGCAAAACUUCCGUUCCUUCAUCUUGAUCCAAGAAUGCCCGAUGCAACCGCUGACGUGUUCCAGAGCGCAUCUCCUUACUUCCAGACUUGUGUCCCGGACCUGCUCAAAGUUGCGCUAACGUGUGUAGACAAUGUGCCUGACACUGAUGGAUCGAUCCGUGCCAUGAGAUCCAAGAUUGCUGGGUUUCUUGCAAGCAACACGCACCGGAACUGGCCUCGUGACUUGUACGAGAAGGUGGCUCGAAGCUUUUGA